CUCAAGGCUCAAACAGUCAAGAUCAUCUUCUAUCUAUCAGAGUAUCAGACUAUCAUCAUUCAUCAUAGUGAAGUUUGAGGGAUGCAUACAACUUUUUCUAUUUCUAUGUGUUCUUCCUUAUUUUACUCCAAUUCUCCCUAGAAAUCUGAAAUCUUGUCCUAAUCAUUCAAUCUUCCUAAAAUCUUGUCCUAAUUUAAUUUAUUUUUCCUAAAUUUAAAUUAUUCCUCUUUGCGUUCCCAGAAAUCUUCCUCCUUUCUUAACCUAAUCCUUCGUACAGUUCUAAUGUCAACACCUCGUGAUAAUAAAAGAAGAAAAACGGAUACCCAGGAUCAUGACAUCAUGCCUGAACCAGGUGACGAAGGUUCUCGCGGAGAUGAACAUACUGCUAUUGCUAGGACAGAGGUUGAUGACAAGGUUUAUGUCCCUGAUGAACAAGAGGCCCCAAGUGACGAAGGUUCUCGCGGAGAUGAACAUACUGCUAUUGCUAGGACAGAGGUUGAUGACAAGGUUUAUGUCCCUGAUGAACAAGAGGCCCCAAGUGACGAAGGUUCUCGCGGAGAUGAACAUACUGCUAUUGCUAGGACAGAGGUUGAUGACAAGGUUUAUGUCCCUGAUGAACAAGAGGCCCCAAGUGAUAAAGUUCCAGAGACAACUAUAAGCAAGAGCACUAUCAGAGUUUGUAGUAGCUCAACUACAUCGAGAGUUCCGGAGACGACUAUAAGCAGGAAGAAUAUCAGAGUUUGUAGUGGCUCAACUACAUCUGGAGAUAAACUGGUUGCUGAUGCUGGAGACCCCUUGGAUGGUGGUAAUAUGUCCACCACUUGUCCUUGGGCCUUACCCUCUAUUACAGUAGCAAACCCCAAACCUCUCCCCAAGCCAUGUCCAGCUUCUACAAGAAUACAAGUUGGGGAUUUUACUGUUUUUUUGGUUCCCCGUGUCAAAUUGGACUUUCAUUUAUUCUGUGAAGAAGAUAAAAUGGUGACAAGACAAAUGACACGAGAGAUUGUAACAUCACUAUUUUCUAGCCCCCGGAUAUUUAAAAAAAGUAUUUCUGUUCCGUACGAAGAUGUUAGGGUACGUCUUUUGUUCAAUCAAAAAAUGAAGGGUAAACUAACAAUGUUGGCUGAUGGCAGAUUCUUUUUUAGACCCCCUAACUUACAAAACACUAGCGUGCUUUUGAAAUUAGGGAACGAACUUUUUGAGAAACUUGGUACGUUUGAAGUGACCGAUAACGGCACUCUCUUCGUAGUAAAAGUGUUUCCGCCUUCUUUUUCAGAAGAUGCAACACAAAUGAAGUGUGCUAUUUCAGGUCUGACAGAGGAUCCACCUGCUAUUAUACUGAAUGGAAUUCCAUCUCAUUGGUUUGCUGAGCAACCUGACUCCUCCAAACCAUCAAAAAGGCUUCUUUGCAUCUUUCUUGAGACUUUUGGGAAAAUCAGGGAUCUUGACGUUGUUCCGGAUGAAAAUUUUGGUAAGGAUGAGAGAAACUUUUAUUCAACAAAAAAAGAGGAUUCAAUUUCGACUGUUGUGUAUUGCAAAGUAAUUGUUCAUUACAAGGAGUAUGAACAUUGCUAUAAUGCGUUGAAAUUUUUGUGCUCGCAUUCGUUGCAAAAGGGUUCAGGCAUAGCCGACUAUGAAGUGUCUUGGAAGGAGGAGGAUCUUUGUCCAAGGUUUUUAUCCUUACAAAAGGAGGACCCAAGAAUGAAGUUUGUUUGGAAGGACAAGCGUGAUGUUUCUGCAGACCAUGAGAAAGUGGAUUUUGAGGAGUUCCAGGCUCUAAAGCACAAAAUGAUUAUGCUGGAGGAAGAGUUGGAGGAUGUGAUGGCUAGAUUGGAGAAGUUUGAGGCAUUAAAGAGCAAUGGUGCUCUUCCUUAGUUAGGGUUUGCCGAUAAAAUUUAUUCUAAAUAUUUUGGUCUACAUACUAGUUGAUUCCCUAUAAGUGUUUCUAAAUAUUUUGGUCUACAUAUUUUGGUCGUAGAAUCACCAAACAAGCUUGAUGCCUUGAUAAGGAGUUCAACGCUGCCAAUGAUAGUUAGGACUUGGGAGGCUGUUGUGUUAUAGUGCCAGCUUGGCAUGCAUUUUGGGACCGUGUUAACUUAACUAUACUUUGUUGAAUUCUAUCUUAUUAUUUUUUGUUUUACAGGGCUGAAUUUAUCUUAUCUAAACCUUUUGACCCUAACUUUAUCCAUUGCCAUUUAUUUAUUUUUAUUCUCACCAUUUUUUCCGGAAAAGAAAGAACACUUCAAAAUUUGUCGAGUAUGGAAGAAUCGUAGGCAGUUAUGACUUCACCAAAUUGAUUUAACUGAACGCUGAUGUGUAGAAAACUGAGAAAAGAAAAAGGACAAAAUGCCAAAAGUUAUUUAUUAGACCCUUUGUAAAGAGGGUCAAUAGUUUGAUAUCUCUUAAAGUUUUGUUUACUUUAAAGUAAUUUUGAUCAUUCCCGACUAAUAGCUUGAGAUAGUUGUAUGUUUUGAGUGAAUUCACUCAAAAAGAUGAGAAAAAUCAAGUUUCAAACAAACUCCCUCGGGCAAUGGAUGAGAAGAAUCUGAUUCCAAAUGUAACAAAUCCCUGGAAGCAAGUAAUGUUGAUGGGAGAUGGUGCAUCAGAUUAGGAGCCCGUCAACUUACAAGUUUUUUUAAGGGUGUACUGCUCUCAAGGUGAACUACUCAUUCAAGGUUACGUUGUUCUUUUUUACUCACAAUGCCUAAGAAUUGGGUAAGUAUGUAUCUGAUUGACUGAUUUUCAAACGUCUGACUUUGCAGGCUCAAUAGAAUUCUGGUUCUUUUGAUUUGCAUAUUUAGCUGUCCAUCUAUGACCUAGUUUAUAGGGCAUCAUAUCCAGUUUCUUCCCUACUUCAGUUGAACAUGUUAGCGAUGUACUGGGAGCUGGACAGUGAAAGAGUCCAAGCAUAAAUUUGAGUCAAUAAAUAGUAAAUUAAAGAGCUCAAGAGGCUAGAAUUGAUGAGUUUGAAUUAACUAGGAUAUCAAGGUUAAAGACCAAGUCAAAAAACUUCAGAAGUUGCAGACAGUAAUACUGUAGUCUCUGAUAUGUUCACAUAUACUGGGAAUUGAGAGACAUAACUUUUGACAAUCAUAGACUACAUCUUUAUAUGUCCUAACUACAUGCAAACUUUAACUUAAUUGGGCUAAUUCAUAUUUAAUCAUUCAGGAGCAAACCCUUCAUUUUAAUUAUUCCAUAUGUCCAUAUCCUUUAUGCUCCAUAUCGACCCAUUAGUGGUCUGCUAAUUUAAUAAAUCAGAUCACUUUCUUGAUUUCUUAUUCCCAGCAUUUCAUUUCACUUCAAUGCAGGUUACUUAACCGUAGCUCUUGAUACCAUGACAAAUUAACCAACUAAACGUGCAUCUCUUUAUUAAUCAUCAGCAAUAUAUGUAGGACAUAGAGUUAUAUUCCUACCUAAAUUCUAAAUAGGUAAUACAUAACGUAAUUCUGUAAUCUAUAUGGACUAGAAUUAUAUUAGCCUUAGUAUUAGUGUACUGUUCGAAGUCUAUUGUAACAGCAUACCUAUGACAAGCCAAGGUUGCCAACUCAUACUUGUGCACCCCUUUUUCUUGGCAAUUUUUCUCUGUUCCUAUUUUUUAUUUCAUUAGGGGCUUAAUACUUCAUUAGAAUAUACACUAAAUCGGUUUUGUCUUGGCAUGCACUAAUUUUAUGGUUUAAGUCAACUAAAAUGCGAUCGUGUGAAUAGACUAUGGAGCCAGUUGAAUUUCCUUAAAAGGGUCUCUAUUUAAUUUCGGGAGAGAUGGGUAAGGUGAGAUAAGUGUUUGUGAUGUUGAUCAGUGAUGCAGUCCUUUGUGAUCAUGCUGGUUUUCAACGGAAGCAGUCUACUUAGUAAACCUGGAAUCACAGGAUAUUUAAAUGCAUAUCCACAUGGAUAAAUAUCCCUACAAGCUACAAAAAGGCGCAGGAAUUUAGUAAUAGCAUUCCACAUAAAAAUUUUGGGUUUUGCUCCACUGGUGUAAAAUCUAUGUGAUUGACUGCCUAGUGGUUUAAGGUUUUGUUUUCUGUUCAUAUUAUAUAAAAACAUGUUUUGACAUCCAUGGCAGUGCUCUCUAGUCUCUAGUUGUUUCUCUCAAUUAGUGAUGAUGUAUUUCCGAGCUGUUUAAUUUACACUUGACUCUGCAGUACUGAAACAAUAGGUAGUACAAUUGGUCUUGGUUCUCAAGGAAGUAUGGGGUUUCUUGCUGCUGAUACUGAGCGCUUCUUCUCUUAUCUUAUGUGGUAAAGCAUUCGCUGAUGCAAAUGGAGUCAAACGAAGUUUGUCGGCACUGUCAGAACCUAUUUUAGCAGCCCGGGGAGGCAUCCCAUUGGCAGCUCGGAUCCUAGAGCUGGUGGAUUUAGUAGUACUCUUGUUUGCACCAGAAGAUGUCAUUCAGAGCUCCUCAGAUCUGUUGGUGUCUGCAGAUGCAGGUGUUAUUCUUGCUUAGAAGGUGUUGCACCCUUUUUUCGAUCCAAACAUUCCAAUACACCAAGCAAUUGCCUGCUGCUGUAAAUCUGUAAUCCUUGCAUGUUCUGACAGCUGAAGGACACCUCAAUUACUCCUUUAUUGAUAAACAUCAAUGAUGGCGAUAAGCAUAUAACUGGGAAAGAUCUUGUGGAAGUAGUUGGGUCAGCUCUUUCAAAGAACAUAUCAUUCUUCCAAGUUCCAACCAAAAGGUAGAGACCUGAAACUAAAGUUCAAGAGGUUUUUGUUGAGCAAAUAUCAAGAAUUACCCGAAGAAUUCUUAUUUUUACAUACUCGUGAGUUCUGCAAUCUCUCUUACCUGUACAUAGGGUGUAGGAACAAGUUACAAUCUCUAUUUUCUAGUGCAACGAUCAAAACUGAGACGGUGAAAAAAGAACUCAAGCUUGUAGUUCCAGCUACUCGAUACACUACUCAAGCUUGAUGUUCCUGGCAUAUAUAGACGUAUGGUGGUAAAAUGUAAGGUUUUUUCAUACCCUAUAUGGGUAUUUUGGGAAGAAAUCGGGUGGGUGGAGACUACAAACACCAUGCUGGAGUUAUACUUACUGUUCUCCUGAGCUCAAAGUCAGCUGCUAGGCAUGCUUAGUUAAUGGUAUGAUCCAAUCACAGAGACAGGCCCAAGUGUUGCGACUGCUGCCUUGUUGAUGCUGUUGUAAGUCACAGAGAAGAACAUUUCUACUGACAGAGUGACAGUUCCCUAUUUUAGGGGGGAGUUUCUUGAUGAGAAUGUAAAUGAUAACUUGAAUUACUGAUUAUGCAGUUGUAUAAAUUGUCUGAAAUUUUCUGUACCAGUACAUUCCUAAUAUGCCAGAAAUACGCUUGUAAGUUGUACAAGUUGUAUCAUUUUUUGUAACGUUUCAGGUUUAUGCAGAGAUAUUUGUGA
Messenger RNA from Spinacia oleracea (spinach), 5362 nucleotides. RefSeq lists its product as uncharacterized. Lineage: Eukaryota; Viridiplantae; Streptophyta; Magnoliopsida; Caryophyllales; Amaranthaceae. The record is from RefSeq and is a predicted model, not a curated record. The transcript is spliced from 15 exons. The coding region runs from base 283 to 1875 and encodes 530 amino acids.